AUGCCGACGCCAAAGACGCCGACUCUGGCCGAGAAGCUGGACAAGAUUAAAUCUCCUGGGUUGCAAAGCCAGCAAAAGACCGUCGUCGUCCUCCAGGCAGUCGAAUCGACCUUGAAGGAGCAGAACACGGCGCCCACGCCAACUGGAUACUUUGCUGCCCUGCUUGCGCUCCUGCAGCAGGCCAACACCAACGGCAGCGUCAACAUCGAAUUAGCCACGCCCGUCGUCUACCUCCUAGACGUUGUCACCCCCUACGCUCCGCAGCCACUGCUCCGGUCCAAGUUCACGCAGAUCCUCACACAGCUCGCCCCCGUGCUUCUCAUGCAGGAUGCCGAGCCCAUACUCCUCAGGACGUCGAUCGGCUGUCUCGAGUCUCUCCUGCUGGCUCAGGACGGACCCUCUUGGGAGCUGUCCGUCACGCAGAUUGGGCCUCGCCGCGCCGUCGCCGGACUGCUGAACCUGUCUCUAGACCCGAAGCCCAAGGUCCGCAAGCGCGCCCAGGAUGCCCUCAAAAAGGUCCUCAAGAACCCCCCUCCCAGUCCCUCGCUAGACCAUUCAGCUGCCGACAUGUGCGCCCAGACGGCGCUCAAGAACCUCGAGGACCUCACCGGCAUGGCGGCUCAGGCACGCAAGGGCAAGAAGGCGAUGGCCGCGGCCCAUGAUCCUGCCUUGAUACAUGCGCUGCAGCUGGUCAAGUCCGUGGCGGCGGCAAGCGGCGGCUGGCCAAGCACCAAGAUUGAGUCCCUAUGCGAGCUGUUGCUGGGCAUUGCCAAAACUGGCAACGAGUACAUGACCAUGGCCGGGUUUGAAAUCUUUGAGCUGAUAUUCGAGGGCAUGUCGGACGAGGUUUCAUCGGCCAAGCUGCCGCGCCUCAUGGAAAUUAUUUCCGAGCUGCGGCCGGCCGCGAACGAUACCCAGCUUGUGCCGUCGUGGCUGGCCAUUUUGUCGCGUGGAUACGACGUCUCCUCGCAAUUGGAGCCGGAGGAGACGUUUCAAAACCUCCCCGAGCUGUUCGCCAUGGUCGCCCAGUUCCUCGAGUCGCAAUCCGAGAACAUCCGCAUCUCGGCCUCCGAGUGCUUGAUGUCCUUCAUGGCCAACUGCGUCCCACAACAGGUCAUCCUAGACCCUUCAAUAUACGACGAAAAAGUACUGGACAAGGUCGCAAAGGCUGCCGAGUCGCUGCUCACGGUCCAGUAUCAGGCCGCUUGGCUGCAGACGUUCAACGUCCUAGCGGCCAUGUUCACCGCGCUACGUUGGAGAGCAUACCCAAGAAUGCUCAGCAUCGCGCGCACGAUUGGCGAAAUUCGAGAGAACGCGUCGUUCCGCAACAAGAAGGAGGCAGACGACGUCAUCGGCCAGGCCGUUCAAGCCAUGGGUCCCGAGGCCGUUUUGUCGGUGCUGCCGCUCAACAUUGUCAAGCCUGUCAAGGGGCAAUCCGGCAGAGCCUGGAUGUUCCCCAUUCUUCGAGAUUGCACCAGCAACACCAACCUUGCUCACUUCAAAAAGGAGCUGGUGCCUCUCAGUGAGCUCAUGUUCCAGAAAGUCUUGGAUCAUGGUGAAGCAGAAAAGACGAUGGAGGUCAAGAUUUACGAGACGCUGGUUCAACAGACUUGGUCCAUCCUCGCCGGUUACUGCGACUUGCCGCUCGACUUGCUGGAAGCUUUCGACCGGCCCUUUGCCGAGAUGCUUGCCAACCUUCUCUACAAGCAAGUUGACUUGAGACUAGACAUCUGCAAGGCGCUCAGGACAUUGGUUGAGUCCAACCAGGCGCUCGCCAGCAUCACAGACGGUGAGGAGGAUUUUCUUCUGCAAAGCAGGGUGUCCCGCGAGACUGCCAGCAAGAACAUCGAGUACCUUGGUCAGUUCUCAGGUAACAUGCUGGCCGUACUCUUCAACGUCUACACGCAAACACUCCCUCAAAGUCGAGGCCCUAUUCUGCAGACCAUCAACGCAUUCCUCAGCAUCGCUCCUCGUCAGGAGGUGAUGGACACGUUUGACCGGGUGAGCAAGAUGCUAGCAUCAGAGCUUCAGGCGGCCCCGUCGGCAGAAGACAAGAAGAAGCAGCAAAAAUCAAAAGACCACAUGCCGUCGACGGCCCAGACGCUGAUGGAUCUUGUCAUCACCAUGUCUGCCUAUUUGCCACGGGAAAGCUUCGCCGCCCUGUUUGAGAUUGCGACAGUCAUUGUCUUCAAGGAGGGGGAGCCGCAGCUGCAAAAGAAGGCUUACAAGCUGAUUCCUCGGCUAGCGAGCUCCGAGCUAGGCAAAGCUGCGCUACAGGAAAAGAACUCUGAGCUGCAGCAGCUCUUCCUUUCCAGCUCCGAGAAGGUGUCGGCGCCCGCGCGACGUGAGCGGCUGGCUGCCAUGGCGGCGCUGCUCCCCUUUGUACCCGACAACGCCCUUCACUUUGUCCCUUCUGUGCUCAGUGAGGUCGUCAUCUGCUGCAAGGAGAACAACGAGCGAGCCCGAGAAACGGCGUACGAACUGUUGGUCCAGAUGGGCCACCGGAUGGCCUUGGCUGAUGGUGCCCUCAUCGACAACAGCAAAGUUCCGCAUAUGCCCAACGACGCCGCGCCGGGCAGGGCCAGCAUCGAAGAAUACUUCACCAUGGUCAGCGCAGGUCUGGCAGGCAGCACGCCACACAUGAUUUCUGCGUCCAUCACGGCCAUUAGCCGACUCCUCUUCGAGUUCCGGUCUGGUCUGAGCGAGCAGACAAUGUCGGAUCUUGUCCAGACCAUGGACCUGUUUCUGACCUCGAACAACCGAGAAAUCGUCAAGAGCUGCUUGGGCUUCGUCAAGGUCUGCGUCAUCAGUCUCCCCGUGGAGUUGAUGAUUCCCCGCCUGGCGACCCUCCUGCCCAAUCUCCUCGUCUGGAGCCAUGAGCACAAGGGCCACUUCAAGGCCAAAGUCAAGCACAUCUUGGAGAGGAUGGUUCGCCGCUUCGGCUUCGACCUCGUUAUCAAGCACUGCCCCGAGGCUGACAAGAAGUUGAUUGCCAACAUCCGAAAGACCAAGGAGCGGGCGAAGAAGAAGAAAGAUGCUGCCAAGGCGGGCCAUGGUGACGACGCGAGCGACGACGAAGACGGAGACCAGAAGCAGCAGUUUGAGAACGAGUACGACCAGGCUCUCUACAGCAGCGACUCGGACGCAGACGCAGACUCGGACGACGAGGCGGCCGAUAAGCCCAGGAAGAAGAACCACAAGGGCGGCAAGACGUACAUUGUCGAGGACGGCGACGAGCCCCUCGACCUUCUCGACAAGAAGGCCCUCGCCAACAUUUCGUCCACCAAGCCCGUCAGGCUGCGCAAGCCGACCAAGACCAAGGCCAAGGUCGAUCUCGACGGCAAGCUCAUCCUAGGCCAGGACAACGAGGACGGGGCCGAGGCUGCGGCGACCAGUGACGCUAUGAACGUCGACCAACCCGAAGCUUCAGGCGUGGGCGCCUACGUCGCCGCCCUCAAGGGCAAGGACGCGGCCAAGCGCGGCCGCGGCGGCAAGCUCAAGUUCUCCAAUAAGCGGUCCAAGGACGACGAGGACAUGGCCGACGCCGACGCCAGCGAAGCCGCUACCCCUACUGCUACUGCUGCUGCUGCUGCUGCUGCUGCCGCCGCCGUCAUCAAGAGCAAGGCGGGUCCCGCCGGUGGCCGCGGCCGCGGCGGCAGCGGCAAGGGCGGCAUUGCCGCAGGGAGGAGGGGUCUGGGUGUGCCCAAAGGUCAGGGUCCGUCCAUGGCGGGCAGGAUAGGCAAGGCGCGGACCCGGGGCCGCGGCUGA
This is a messenger RNA of Hirsutella rhossiliensis, 3768 nucleotides long. RefSeq lists its product as uncharacterized. NCBI's taxonomy places the organism in Eukaryota, Fungi, Ascomycota, Sordariomycetes, Hypocreales, Ophiocordycipitaceae. Bases 1 to 3768 code for a protein of 1255 amino acids. The record is from RefSeq and is a predicted model, not a curated record. The transcript has 3 exons.